AUGGCCACCGUCGGGCUCAUCCCCAACUGGUACCCGCCGACCCGCGAGAACUAUGAACUGAUUCUCUCGCUGUGGAAAUGGUUUCCUGUCUUCGCCUCCCUCCAAUGGGCAAUCCCCUGGUACGGCAUGGGCAAAACCUCCGUGACCUCCCGCCUCAACCUCCCCGGCCGCAUCGGCUGGCUGACCAUGGAAUCCCCCGGCUUCCUCACCCUCCUCUACACCUUUUCCACUCUCCCCUCUCAACUCUUUUCGUCCACUUCCCCCAUCUUAGAGAAAGAAGGCCUCCCCUGGCAAAACAAAGUCCUAGCCUUCCUCUUCGUGCUCCACUACACCUACCGCGCCCUCCUCUUCCCCUUCCUCCAACCCUCCAUGUCCCCCUUACACAUCGUCAUCUGGGUAGCGGGGGCCGGGUUCCAGGUUGUCAACGGCCUGAUGCUGGGGGCUUGGUUGGGCGGGUACGGGCCGACGACUCAGGCGGAGUGGGCCUCGCAGUUGAGUUUCCCGGGCGGUUGGGGAGGUGGAAUGGUCCAGUUUGUGGUUGGACUCGGGGUGUUUUAUGUGGGGCUGGCGGCGAAUUAUUAUCAUGAUGAUGAGUUGAGGGAGAUUAGGAGGCGGGCGGGCCGGAGGGCGAGGGAGGUUGCUGCUAAGGAUGGGAAGCCGGGUCCGAAUCAGGGACAGGGUCAGAGUGAAAAGGGGGCUGGGAAAGGAGUGGACAAACACUAUGAGAUUCCGCAGGCGGGGUUGUUCAAGGUGAUGCUGUAUCCGCACUAUUUUGUGGAGUGGGUGGAGUGGUUUGGGUUUUGGAUGGCGGCGGGCUGGGGGUGUGUGCCGGCGCGGUGUUUUGUGCUGAAUGAGAUUGCCGCGAUGCUGCCGCGGGCUGUGAGCGGGCGGAAGUGGUAUGCGGAGAAGUUUGGGGAGGAGCGGAUCCGUGGAAGGUGGGCGGUUAUUCCGGGGGUGUGGUAG
Dichotomopilus funicola is the source of this 963-nucleotide messenger RNA. RefSeq lists its product as uncharacterized. NCBI's taxonomy places the organism in Eukaryota, Fungi, Ascomycota, Sordariomycetes, Sordariales, Chaetomiaceae. Bases 1 to 963 code for a protein of 320 amino acids. The transcript is spliced from 2 exons. The record is from RefSeq and is a predicted model, not a curated record. Gene Ontology annotation, molecular function: oxidoreductase activity, acting on the CH-CH group of donors. Gene Ontology annotation, biological process: lipid metabolic process.